This is a messenger RNA of Salvia splendens (bonfire salvia), 1923 nucleotides long. RefSeq lists its product as uncharacterized. The transcript is spliced from 8 exons. The record is from RefSeq and is a predicted model, not a curated record. Gene Ontology annotation, molecular function: DNA binding. The coding region runs from base 1005 to 1634 and encodes 209 amino acids. NCBI's taxonomy places the organism in Eukaryota, Viridiplantae, Streptophyta, Magnoliopsida, Lamiales, Lamiaceae.
UUCUCCAUCUUUUACAAACAUAUAGCUUUUCGAUCGAUCGCCACUUAGAGAUAUCAUGCCUGAAUUAAAAUCGGAAUCUCCGAACUCGCCGCCACCAAAAUCAGACCAACAAACAUCGAAAUCUCCAACCUCGCCACCGCCACCGCCAAAAUCAGACCAAGAAACAUCGGAAUGUCCGACCUCGCCGCCACCGAAAGCAGACCAAGAAACAUCGGAAUAUCCCACCUCGCCGCCCCCGAAAGAUCAUCUCCAUAGUAACUCAGAUAUACUAAGCGAGAUAGUGUUAUGGAGAAGGAAGCAGCUGAAUGUUGGAAUCCUCGUAGCAGCAACGGCCACAUGGAUCGUGAUGGAUGUUUACCACUACACUUUCAUCACUCUCCUUUCUUGUGUGUCCAUCGCCCUCCUCUCCUGCCUGUUCUUCUGGGGCAGCAUCCACCGCUUCUUGAAAAAUGAGGUGAGAUCAGCGAGGAGACAGCGAAGGCGCACGCCGGGUCGCUGAGGCGGCGGGGGGAGGACGGAAUCCGGUUGAUGUUUCAUGUCGGCAGUGAGAGAGAAUGGUUCGUGUUUGUUGGAGCUGUCGUCUCUCUCUAUUUGCUAUCGCUGGCUGCAAAACACUUGAAUUUUGUUACACUUUGCUUUAUAGGGAUUUGGGGGGCGAUGACGGUGCCGGUGAUUUAUGUGAAGAAUGAGCAGAAGAUACGAGAAUUUGAAGGUAGUGCGAUGAUGACAUGGCAAAGGUUGAAUGUGAUGUUUGAGGACAAGUUUCAGAUUGUGAAAAGCAAGAUUACAGGGAAACAGAAAGAGGUUAAGGAAAAGAAGACCAAGUAGGAACAAAAUAAACUACUCUAUGCUUAGAGUGCAUUUAUUUAAGGCUCUGAAUGAAUAAAUUGAAUAAGAAUAGUUAAAGUCAAGAGAAUGAUCAAUGGGAUCCGUGGCGCAAUUGUAGCGCAUCUGACUCCAGAUCAGAAGGUUGCGUGUUCGACUCAAAAUAUAAUUGAGCAGCCAUGGAAGGGAACAAGCCUGCAUUUUACAAGAUCUUGAUGGAGCUCUCUUCCCAUCUAAGGUUGCCUCGAGGCUUCACGGAGAAGCAUGGCAAAAUGUUGCCAAAAAAAGUAGAGCUGAGAAUACGCAGAAACACAUGGAAGGUGAGGGUGAAGAAAGAGAAUCUAGAAGGAGAGGAUCAUUACUUCUUCAAAAAAGGAUGGACAAAAUUCUGUGAAGACACCCAGCUUGAAAUCUUCGAGCUGCUCGUCUUUACUUACGUUGAGAAGUCCACACUCGAGGUCACCGUGUAUGCAGUGAGUGGUUUGGAGAAGUCCAUCUUCAUACCUCCACGCUGCAUCGUUGUGCUCAAGGACUACCGCUGCUAUAAAAUUCAUAUUCCGAAGAAAUUUGCUGUGGCUUGUGGCUUGUUCGACAAGGAGGAGAUAUCGUUAGAGUACGUGGGCGGCCACACUUCACGAGUGGCGUUGACUGUGUUUCAGGGGCGGAUAGCUUUUGGGGCGGGUUGGUCCACAUUCCUCAAAGCAAACCGGCUCUCAUACGACAUCGCUCUUAGUGGUUCUAAGAAGAUCCUCUGUUUCGAGUUCGUUCCCGCGAAGAAUCUGAUCAAGGUUCAGCCACUCCGCAAUUGAAUUCCAGUUGUAAUAGUUCUGAGUUUGAAUUGUAGUGAUAAGAUUAUGAGUAUAUGACUCUUUUAAGUCUUCAAACUUUGCUAGUAUUUCUUGUGUGGUGAUUGCAUUACAUUUCGUGAUGGCGAUUUCGUUUUGGUUUAUUUGAAUUUGGGUGUUGGAAUUUAUGCAUUGUGUUCGUUUCUUGGAAUCGAAAUCCCUCUCCCUUUGAUGUGUGUUAGUUGUAAGAAGAAGGUAGUUUCCAGUAAUGUAAAUGAAUGAAUCAAGAAAAGAGAUUUAUACCAUUAUCUCA